Molecule: messenger RNA, 3756 nt
Organism: Seriola aureovittata
Lineage: Eukaryota; Metazoa; Chordata; Actinopteri; Carangiformes; Carangidae
Gene: ampd3b
Product: adenosine monophosphate deaminase 3b
Exons: 15
Coding region: 301-2604 (767 amino acids)
Biological process (GO): AMP metabolic process; IMP salvage
Cellular component (GO): cytosol
Molecular function (GO): AMP deaminase activity
Source: RefSeq, a predicted model, not a curated record
AUACAGGCACCAGACCACAUAAACAGCAGAGCAAACCCUGUCUGAGGCAGUCAGAGUAAAACACAGCAGAGACACAUCGCAGACACAAGACAGAUAUAGACACCAGAAACGCGGACAGUCUUGACAGCGUCAAGUAGUUUCAGUUACCCUUUAAAGUGUCCUGUAAGACUCGACAUCGAAUGGCAGACAUAUGAAAAUAGUGGAGCCAAAGCUAAGAACAAGAGAGUCUAGAAGAAACAGAAGCAGACACAUGAAAGCUGAAAUACUUGACUCAACAGGCAGAGACUGAGAGAGCCAAUCAUGGCCCAAAUCACUACAGAAGAAAUGCCACGGCUUUUCCCAAGAAUCUCAAUGAGUGAGGUGGACGAGAGAGUACGUCUCAUAGCAGAAAAGGUUUACGCCUCGGCACUGAAGGAGGAAGACACCAAGGAUGCCAUGGCACUGUUCAGCGUGCCAGAGGACUGUCCCAUCGGUCUGCAUGAGGACAGGGAGAGAGCUCUGCAGAAGGAACUGGCUGAGCAGCAGUCUCAAGAGUCUGCUAAGAAGAAGAAGAGUUUCAUGUUGAAGCGUUCGCAGUCAGUAUCUUUACAGAUACCCGUCAGUGGUGACUGGGCUCUGUCUGUGGUUUCCCCAAUGCUCUCCCCAACCACACCUGAGCCUCAUCUCCCAGAGAGCUUCCCAGACUUCCAGAGAGUUACCAUCAGCGGAGAUUACUGUGCAGGGAUCACAGUUGAGGAUUAUGAGCAGGCAGCCAAGAGUCUCCUUACAGCACUGUUAAUCAGAGAGAAGUACUCCAGGCUGGCCUACCAUCGCUUCCCCAGGACCACUGCCCAAUUCCUCCGCAACGCCGAAAAUGAAAAGUGGCGGGAGGAGGAUGAGAUCUUGCCAGACAUCUGGCCUUUCCCUCAUGAAGGGGAAGACCCAUACUCCAUGGAGGGUAUUCCUGAGAACCUGAACUAUGAGCUGCAGAUGAAGGAUGGCAUAGUUCAUGUUUACCACAAUGCAGAGGCCCUGAAAAAUGAGCAACCCCACAGCCUCCCUUAUCCUGACCUUGAGACUUUCGCCAUAGACCUGAGCCAUGUCCUUGCUAUGAUUGCUGAUGGCCCAACGAAAACUUACUGUCACAGACGGUUGAACUUCCUGGCCUCUAAAUUCUACCUUCAUGAAAUGCUGAAUGAAAUGGCAGAGCUGAAAGAGCUGAAAUGCGUCCCGCACAGAGACUUCUACAAUGUCAGAAAGGUGGACACACAUAUACACGCUGCUGCUUGCAUGAACCAGAAGCAUCUGCUGAAAUUUAUAAAGACCACGUACCAGACAGAGGCAGAUCGUGUGGUUUUGGAGAGAGGCUGUCAGAAGAUCACACUCAAGGAAGUCUUCAACAACCUCCACAUGGACCCCUACGACCUCACUGUGGACUCGCUGGAUGUGCACGCUGGAAGACAAACAUUUCACCGGUUUGACAAGUUCAACUCCAAAUACAACCCUGUGGGAGCCAGCGAACUGCGAGAGAUUUACUUGAAAUCAGACAACUACAUCGAAGGAGAAUACUUUGCACGUCUCAUCAAGGAAGUAGCUAAGGAGCUGGAGGACAGUAAAUACCAGCAUGCUGAGCCCCGCCUGUCGAUUUAUGGCCGCUCUCCCAGUGAGUGGGAGAGCUUAGCAACUUGGUUCAUCCAGCACAAGGUCCACUCACCCAACAUGAGAUGGAUGAUCCAAGUUCCCAGGAUCUAUGACAUUUUCAGGUCAAAGAAAUUAGUACCACACUUUGCCAAGAUGCUGGAGAACAUUUUCCUCCCCCUCUUUGAGGCGACAGUCAAUCCGCAGAAGCACAAAGCAAUACAUGUAUUCUUAAAAUACGUGACAGGAUUUGACAGCGUGGAUGACGAGUCCAAACACAGUGAUCACAUGUUCUCUUACAAAAGCCCAAAGCCUGAGGCGUGGAUCACAGACGACAACCCUCCCUAUACCUACUACCUGUUCUACAUGUACGCCAACAUCAUGGUGCUAAACAACCUGCGCAAGGAGCGAGGACUGAACACCUUCCAGUUUCGUCCCCACUGUGGUGAGGCUGGCUCCAUCACCCACCUGGUCUCUGCCUUCCUCACAGCUGACAACAUCUCCCAUGGACUCAACCUCAAGAAGAGUCCAGUGCUGCAGUACCUGUACUACCUGGCCCAGGUCCCAAUCGCCAUGUCCCCACUGAGCAACAACAGCCUGUUCCUGCAGUACUCCAAGAACCCUCUGCGAGAGUUUCUACAAAAAGGCCUGUGUGUGUCGCUGUCUACUGAUGACCCCAUGCAGUUCCACUACACCAAGGAGGCUUUGAUGGAGGAGUAUGCCAUUGCAGGCCAGUUGUGGAAGCUGAGCACCUGUGAUUUGUGUGAGAUAGCCAGGAACAGUGUGCUGCAGAGCGGACUCUCACACCAGGAAAAGAAACACUUCAUUGGUUCCAACUACCUACAGGAUGGACCAGACGGCAAUGACAUUCGGCGGACAAACGUGGCACAAAUCCGCAUGGCCUACCGCCACGAGACACUGUGCAAUGAGCUGAGUUUUCUAGUGGAUGCAGUGAGGACUGAGGUUGGCACUAGCCCACCUGAGUGAUUGCCUACGCCAGCACAAACUGUGCCUGGAUAUGUCCUCAGGGACAAAAAAGGGGCAUAGGCUACAGAGCAUAUACAUUUUCUUAUAAAUCUUCCUGCCCCUUAUUUGAAAAAAAGGGGUUCUUACUGGUCUAUGUUGACCUUGGUGCAGGCAUUUGAAGUGGUCUACUUAAUUUAGCAUGAUGAAAACUUGAUUUUAAGACUGUAUUCAAAGCUGUAUCUAUGAACUUCACUGAGUGCCUAAUUUUAUUUUUUCAAAUGCAUGAUUUUGACAGAUGUGACGAAGAGGUCAGGCAACUAUUCAGAGACUGGUGCAAGUGUAACAGAGCUAUUUGGCUGAAAGCAUAGAGGUGAAAUCAGUAUCACAAAGCCCUGUUAAAGACUAAUUAGAAAGAAUUUCUUUUUUAUGUUUGUCAUUUCUCAUAGUUUUUGAUAUGGAAAUUAAAGAUUGCAAAACAGUCCAGAAUGUUUUUAACUGGAUAUUUUGGGCCCCAAAGCCCCAGGUUUACUACAUAUUGUUUGGGUCUUCAUAAUUUGAUGAAACAAAAUUAAAGUAUAAUAUCAGCUAUAAUGAGCUCACAAUCCUCCAUCUUGUGGUCCUGCCUUUCUAGAGGGGCUGUGUCAAAAUCUAUCUUAAAUACCUUUACUGUUUUAGUUUACUGCUCAUGAUCAAUUAAUUGUUCAGUGUAUAAAAUCUAAGAAAAUGCCAUCAUUACUCCCUGAAUCCUUAAGAUUUCCUUUUGACUGUCUGUCUGUUCAGUCCGACAGUCAAAAUCACAAAGAUGUUGAGUUUACUAUCAUAGAAAGCAGAGAAACUAACAAAUAUUCAAAUUCGACAAUAUGUUACCAGAGAUAUUUUAGCUUUAUAAAUCAAUUUAAAAUGAUCAACCUGUUAUCAAAAUUGUUGCCAAUUAAUUUUCUGUCAAUCAACUACUCAAAUAUUAAAUCUCUAGACUACUAGUUGGUUUUGGGAUGUUUGGGGAAACACUGAAAAUACCAUGUACAGUGGAGGUCAAUUGGAGCCAAACAACAAAUAUUUGCCACGAGUCACCUGGUAGGUUAAUCCUGCCAUGCAUUUUAUAUAAAAUUAGUUAUUGACAAGUUCUGCUCACUUUCAGACUAAAGUAAAAUAAAGUAACAUGUUCUCACACUA